This is a messenger RNA of Effrenium voratum, 525 nucleotides long. The record is from the annotation of a GenBank genome assembly. Lineage: Eukaryota; Dinophyceae; Suessiales; Symbiodiniaceae.
AUGAAGACCUCCCGAAUCUGCGAUGACUUUGUUCUAGCCAUCAGUGGUCGGGAGGUCAGCAUAUCGUGUAAGAUCCUUGCCCCCAACUUCGAAGCCAGCAUGGACUUCGCGGCGAUCAAGCACGCACUAUCGGAGACGGUGGGUUGCGGGGGCGGAUCUAUGCAGAUCUGUUGGCGCAGCCAAAGCGGCACAUGCAAAACAUGCUCGCUUCCGCUGGGGCCGGCUUUCCUUGCAAACUUGGAUGACGCGGACAUGGUCUGCCGCGAGCUUGCAAAGCGCGUCUUGGACCAUGUGGCGCUCAGCUCAAAAGUGCGCAACAUCAAUCACACGGGCAAGCUGCCGGCCAUCGUUCUUUAUGCCGAAUUGGGCCAUGUUCUGGGCCACAGCCAAGAUUGUGGAGUGUACCGCGGAACCCAUCGGUCAUCCUUGCAGGCCGCCGCAUGGGCGGAGUGCUCCUUGGGUAGCAUGCAGCCGUGGCUAUGGAGCUCACUGCGCCGAUGCUCGAAGAGGACAAAGGAUGCGUGA